CCCCCCCAGUGUCCGGAGGCCGGCAUUGCAGCGUGACGUGUUGACAUGGAGAUUUCGCCACUGUGGAGGGCAUUAACCUUCCCUGGUUAUUUGACUCCCUCCUGGGCAAGGUGUGCCACUGGUGAGGCAUGGCAGGAGAUCAUGUUGGCAAGCCUUCCGGGCAAACGGUGCGACCCAGACUCAGACUACGGUCCAGGAGAAGAGUACACGUGCGGAAGCAACUUCGCCAUCAUCUACUUCAUCAGUUUCUUCAUGCUCUGUGCGUUCCUGAUCAUUAACCUGUUCGUGGCCGUGAUCAUGGACAACUUUGACUACCUCACCCGGGAUUGGUCCAUCCUCGGGCCUCACCACCUCGACGAGUUCAAGAGAAUCUGGUCGGAGUACGACCCCGAGGCGAA
This is a messenger RNA of Chiloscyllium plagiosum (whitespotted bambooshark), 398 nucleotides long. Lineage: Eukaryota; Metazoa; Chordata; Chondrichthyes; Orectolobiformes; Hemiscylliidae. The record is from RefSeq and is a predicted model, not a curated record.